Tinamus guttatus (white-throated tinamou) is the source of this 1378-nucleotide messenger RNA. The record is from RefSeq and is a predicted model, not a curated record. Lineage: Eukaryota; Metazoa; Chordata; Aves; Tinamiformes; Tinamidae.
AUGAAGGAUGGCACCCAGGAAGCACCUUUGGUGUCUGUGGCUAAAAGUGAGUCCUCCUGCACGGGGCAGGAAGGUGGAGUUCCUCAAGUGCUGCCUUUGGAAGUGGAUUUGGAUGAAAGGUUUGGAGAGUUGGAUCUCAGAAAUGAUUCAGACGUUCCUGAUGUUCCCCCAUCAACAGAUACCACUCCAGAAAUCCUCAAAAGGGCACUGUCAGGCUUGUCCGCCAGAUGGAAAAACUGGUGGAUUCGGGGAAUUCUAACUCUAGCUAUGAUUUUGAUGUUUUUUCUAAUCAUAUACCUGGGGUCAUUUAUGCUGAUGCUUCUGGUCUUAAGCAUCCAAGUGAAGUGUUUCCAUGAAAUCAUUACCAUAGGUUACAGAGUCUAUCACUCCUAUGACUUGCCGUGGUUUAGAUCCCUAAGUUGGUACUUCUUGCUGUGCGUGAACUACUUUUUUUAUGGAGAGACUGUAGCUGAUUACUUUGCUACGUUUGUCCAGAGAAGAGAGCAGCUUCAAUUCCUGAUUCGUUACCACAGGUUUAUAUCUUUUGCACUCUAUUUGGCAGGUUUCUGCAUGUUUGUUUUGAGUUUAGUGAAGAAACAUUAUCGCCUGCAGUUUUACAUGUUCGCAUGGACUCAUGUCACUUUGCUGAUCACUGUAACUCAAUCUCAUCUUGUCAUCCAAAAUCUGUUUGAAGGCAUGAUCUGGUUUCUGGUUCCAAUUUCAAGUGUCAUUUGCAAUGAUAUUACUGCUUACAUUUUUGGCUUCUUCUUUGGCAGAACUCCAUUAAUCAAGUUGUCCCCCAAAAAGACCUGGGAAGGAUUCAUUGGAGGCUUCUUUUCUACAGUGGUAUUUGGAUUUAUUUUUUCCUAUUUUUUGGCUCAACAUCAGUACUUUGUUUGCCCAGUGGAAUAUAAUAGUGAAACCAACAGAUUUGUGACGGAGUGCGAACCUUCAGAGCUCUUCCAGAUGAAGAAGUACUCGGUGCCACCGCUGCUUCAGGCUGUGUUGGGAUGGGAGUCGGUCAAUAUGUACCCGUUUCAGAUGCACAGCAUUGCGUUGGCAACGUUUGCCUCUCUAAUUGGCCCAUUUGGAGGAUUCUUUGCAAGUGGAUUUAAAAGAGCUUUCAAAAUCAAGGAUUUUGCUGACACGAUCCCUGGGCACGGCGGGAUCAUGGAUCGCUUCGACUGCCAGUACCUCAUGGCCACUUUUGUCCAUGUCUACAUCACCAGUUUCAUACGGGGUCCAAAUCCCAGCAAACUGUUGAAGCAACUACUGAUCCUUCAGCCAGAGCAGCAAUUAGAUGUCUAUAAGACUCUGAAAUCUCACCUGGUUGAAAAAGGGAUCCUGCAGCCCUCUCUGAGAGGAUAACUGGUCAGAA